This is a messenger RNA of Cornus florida, 765 nucleotides long. RefSeq names its product protein yippee-like At4g27745. Bases 253 to 573 code for a protein of 106 amino acids. NCBI's taxonomy places the organism in Eukaryota, Viridiplantae, Streptophyta, Magnoliopsida, Cornales, Cornaceae. The transcript is spliced from 4 exons. The record is from RefSeq and is a predicted model, not a curated record.
CUCAAAAGAAGACCUACAAUCGUCCUCCUCCUCUCCUCCAUUUUCCUCUCUCUCUGUGUCUCUCUCUCUCACACACACACACAAGCCCACAUGGCUAAACUAUACUCCAUGGCGGCAGUGUCCAUGUUAGACUAUGCACAAAGAAGCUGAAAUUCGAUGAACAUUCCAAAAAAACCUCACUUUUAUUUUCGUGGUGGGUUUUGGGUCAUCACUGACUUUUGUUUAGGUGUUUGUUGCUCAAAUUCUUUUUGAAUGGCGGAAUUGGUCUGGCCGAGGUUGUACAGCUGCUAUAAUUGUCGAAAUCAUGUCUCGCUUCAUGAUGAUAUAGUUUCUAAGGCUUUCCAGGGAAGAAAUGGCCGAGCUUUUCUGUUCUCCCAUGCAAUGAAUGUAAUUGUUGGGCCUAAGGAAGACAGGGAGCUCACGACUGGUCUUCACACAGUUGCCGAUGUGUCUUGUGCUGAUUGUCGUGAAGUGUUGGGUUGGAAGUACGAACGAGCUUAUGAGGCAACUCAAAAGUACAAAGAAGGGAAGUUUAUACUUGAGAAAGCGAAAAUUGUAAAGGAAAACUGGUAGCCUUCUGUCAAUGUCCUCAUUCCAUUUGUCUCGACUCUCAAAUGUUGUUGUAAGUGUCUUGAUUCUUCCUAAUGUUCAUCUUGUACAGAAACUUGUCAUUGUUGCAAUGUGUGCACUUUCACCGUCUUACAUGUAUGAAUGUUUCAACAACUUCUUUUGUUAAUAAAAUUGAACCGUCAUUCUUGUCUCCAA